Mesoplodon densirostris (Blainville's beaked whale) is the source of this 4026-nucleotide messenger RNA. It is a transcript of the gene MARCHF5, whose product is annotated as membrane associated ring-CH-type finger 5. The coding region runs from base 60 to 1163 and encodes 367 amino acids. The transcript is spliced from 6 exons. The record is from RefSeq and is a predicted model, not a curated record. Gene Ontology annotation, molecular function: zinc ion binding. Lineage: Eukaryota; Metazoa; Chordata; Mammalia; Artiodactyla; Ziphiidae.
AUGACUCUUACCUCACAAAGGUAGCUCCUCCGCCGGCAGCAACUCGGCGCCCGCGGUCCAUGGACCGGAACCCUGGGCCGACGGGCAGGAACCCGGGCCGCGAUCGCCGCCUCCCCGCCCCAGGCUCCUCCUCCUCGCUCCCCACCGCCUCCUCCCGACGCCCGCGGGCCGCGCACCGCCACCGCCGGGCUCGCGGAGCCGCCCCGGGAGGCUGGGUGGGGGCGUUCGCGGCUGCCGCGGGACUGAGGCCUACUCCGCCGCCUCUCAGUGCCAUUGUCCCUGGGCCCGGGCCCACUGGGGAGGCGAGUGCGCCGCCUCCGACGAAGAUGCCGGACCAAGCCCUACAGCAGAUGCUGGACAGAAGUUGCUGGGUGUGUUUUGCCACUGAUGAAGAUGAUAGAACAGCUGAAUGGGUGAGACCAUGCAGAUGCAGAGGAUCUACAAAAUGGGUUCACCAGGCUUGUCUGCAGCGCUGGGUGGAUGAAAAACAAAGAGGAAACAGUACAGCCAGAGUGGCAUGUCCCCAGUGCAAUGCUGAAUACUUAAUAGUUUUUCCAAAGUUGGGUCCAGUUGUUUACGUCUUGGAUCUUGCAGAUAGACUGAUCUCAAAAGCCUGUCCAUUUGCUGCAGCAGGAAUAAUGGUUGGCUCUAUCUAUUGGACAGCUGUGACUUAUGGAGCAGUGACAGUGAUGCAGGUUGUAGGCCAUAAAGAAGGUCUGGAUGUUAUGGAGAGAGCUGAUCCUUUAUUCCUUUUAAUUGGACUUCCUACUAUUCCUGUCAUGCUGAUAUUAGGCAAGAUGAUUCGCUGGGAGGACUAUGUGCUUAGACUAUGGCGCAAAUACUCAAAUAAACUACAAAUUUUGAACAGUAUAUUUCCAGGGAUUGGUUGUCCUGUUCCUCGAAUACCAGCCGAGGCUAAUCCUUUGGCAGAUCAUGUCUCUGCGACCCGAAUUUUGUGUGGAGCCCUUGUUUUUCCUACUAUUGCGACAAUAGUUGGUAAACUAAUGUUCAGUAGUGUUAACUCUAAUUUACAAAGGACAAUCUUGGGUGGAAUUGCUUUUGUUGCCAUUAAAGGAGCAUUCAAGGUUUACUUCAAACAGCAGCAAUAUUUACGUCAGGCACACCGCAAAAUUCUAAAUUAUCCAGAGCAAGAAGAAGCAUAAAACUGUGACUUCUCGUUGUUCUGCAGUCCUCUCAUUCUUAUGAGUCUGUUGUGUUGUUUUGAUUCCAUCAUUAAUGCACAGUAGUGGAGACUUGCGAUAAGCUGCUGCUCUCAUAUUUUUAAGAAGUAAAAUAAAGCACUUAGGGAAGGGGAAACCCUCUCAGUAAUCACGGAACCUAAGGAUGUGAUUUGUUUUCAUUGUUUUGUAUGUACUUCUUUUAUGGCAGUCAUCUGAACCAUCAUCUUAGCAUGGUGAACCUGAGUUUUGUUCAUAUUUUCUUCAGACAGAAAUGUAAAGAUCAAACUGUGCAAAUAUUUUAAAAUGCACAUGCUGUUUUAUUCAAAGUCCUCUUUUGUACAUGUUUGUGUUCAGUGUUUUCUUAGAAUCAACUCAGUGAAGGUACUAUGAGGAUUUUUCUCACUGGCAUAAUUUGAUUACAAGCUAAACAGGAGUAUAUGUUAAUAUGAGGAAAUGUAAAUUAGUUAUACAUAAUUAACAAACCAAAAAUGUAUGUAAACAUUCAAAUGAUUAUCUGAACAAAUGCAAUUUUGCUGUGUUUUUCUUAACCCAUGUGAUAUCCAAAAUGUGUAGGGUAAAAAUUCACAGGGCUUCCAGAUCACUUUUUCACUAUUAAAUUUUAUUUAUAUAAUGUUGACAUCUCAUAGUUCAUAUUGUAAUUUUGACUCAUGCAGUCUUAAUUACUGUGUGUGUGUGUGUGUGUGUGGUGUGUGUGUGAGAGAGAGAGAGAGAGAAGAGAAGAGAAGAGAAGAGAAGAGAGAAGAGAGAGAGGAGAGAGAGAGAGAGAGACAGAGAGGCAGAGACAGCGACAUCAGGUCCUUCCAUCACCGGAGUAAGGUUUUUAAAUUCGUGUUCCUAGAAAUUAGAACUGCCAGUUUAUAGUAGUUUGAGCACAGAGAACGAUUUGCAAAAAAUCAGUAAAGUUAUUUUCCUCUCCUUUCUCAUCGAUUCAGUUAUUCAGGUGUUUGUUGAUCACCUCCUACUUCCCCAGUCACUAUGCAAAGUGCUGUGGGGAUACAGUGGUGAACAAGACAGACUUGGUUCCUGCUUUUAUGUAGUUUAUACAGUCUAGUUUCAACAGGUAGAAAACCAGCAGUGAGUAAACCAAGGUGAGGCCUUGAGCUCUUUGUUUUUAUACCAGUCAGUGAGGAAAUAAUUAUGAAAACAAGUCUUGAGUAAAUAUUAAGGUCAUUGUUUUUGUCAAAUUAUUAUAAGAAAAAAAACAAUACUAACAUUUUUAAAUUUAAAUUGCUUGUCAUACUGAGGAGGCUAGCACCUUAAUAGUCACUGUUUAACUAGUUUUAUAUUCAUUUUUCAAAAGCAAUUAUUUAUUUUAAGCUGUUCAGUAGUGACCCUUUUAAUGUUCAGCGAUCUGGUCUUGGAGUUAUUUUCAUCAAUUAGUAUUAAGGUUUUUAAAGAUAGUUCCAAAAACCCUAUUUAUUUUCUUGUUCACAGCAUCUAAUGCAUGGCAAUAUGAAUGUUCCCCCUUACUGAUAAGUGGCCACUUCUCUUUAGGAUUGUAGCAAGUAUAGAUUGAGCUAUGUUAGAUUACAGUAGUAUAUGUUAACUUCAGUAAUUUAAGACUGGUACCUUUCUAUAGUAUGAAUGUCUUAAUUUUGAGUUAUAACAUGAAAUUUAUGUGAAUGGCUAUUGAACAUUCAAAGUUGUAAUUACUUGGGGAGGAAGGGAAUAUUUGACUGACAGUGAGCCUUAUAUUAAGAUCACUGCUACAGUUCUGAAGGGGAAAUAUAAAACUAAGAUUAUAUAUAAAAAUAACAGAUUAUAUAGCUGUGCUUAUAAAAUAUAUUGGCUUUCUUAAAUUUUCAAUAUGAAAAGACAUACUGGAUAUUUCCUGCAUAAUUUUGUUAUAUAGAACAGCUUUUAGCAGCCUUUACUAAAGUUACACAAGCACACAGUUCCCCAUUUAUUACUUUAUGCCCAAAAUGGGGGAAUAACUGCUUGGAUUUGUUUGGCAUCAGGGCUUGUGAGGGCCAGAGAAACAACUCUAAUCCUUUAGGGGCAGGGAGAAGGAGUUUUGAGGGCUGUGGGGAGGGAACUGCAAGUGCCUGGGGACCAGAGUAGCCUCAGCCCUGGAACUGAACACAUUUAAAUCUAAAGAGCCUUAGCUCAAGAAGUACCAGGUACCAGCCUCUUCAGAAAGUGUCCUGCACCACCCUGAAUCAACAAAAGCAUGGGCUGACUAAAGUUCGGUGGACCUAGGUUCAGAUCCUAAUUCUGCUUUUAAUAACUGUAUGUAUGACUUUCAUCAAGUGACAACUUGCUCUCAGCUACAGUUUUCUUCAUCUCUGAAAUACAAGUAAUACUUUGAAGACUGUUUCUAGGAUUAACUGAGAGAUUAAAGAAACAGAGAGAGGCACUUUAGCUAAGCUCAAAAUAGCCUCUACAGAGCAGUAGGGUCUUAAUUGCUGAACACUAGGAAAAGGGAACGAGGCAGUAAACGAGAAACAUGAGGGGACAGAUUAAAGGGAUGCUCUAGACUUUGGGGAUGGGCAGGUAUAUUUGUGUUUUCCAGUUUAUUUUCACGUUUCUUUACUGUGUUAUUUCUAUAAACUUUAAUGUUUUAAACCUCUUUUAUAAAAUUCAAUGACGACUAGUAGAAUUCUCUUCUUUGCAGAAUUUAACUUAUCUCCAAAGUGGCAGAAAAUAUUGUUCAUCAUUACAUGAUUAUCAAAUGACUGUGAAGAAUAUAAAAUUAAACUGAGUGACUUAAUUAGUCACUGCCUUGCUAACUGUGCUGUAAUUUUUUUAAAUGUCUUGUUUUUAACAUAGCAGACUAUCUCAACACUGGCUGGAUUAGGUUAAAUAAAGAAUUUUUAUGUUCUCU